Acanthosepion pharaonis is the source of this 1668-nucleotide messenger RNA. NCBI's taxonomy places the organism in Eukaryota, Metazoa, Mollusca, Cephalopoda, Sepiida, Sepiidae. The record is from the annotation of a GenBank genome assembly.
AUGUUAUCUUUUCGUCUUUUUUUACUUUCUUUUCUUCGUUCUUUACUUUCCUUUUUUCGUUCUUUCCUUUCUUUUCUUCUUUCUUUCCUGUCUUUUCUUCGUUUUUUCCUUUCUUUUCUUCGUUCUUCCUUCGUUCUUUCUUUCUUUACUUCGUUCUUCCUUUCUUUUCUUCGUUCUUUCCUUUCUUUCCUUAGUUAUUUCCUUUCUUUUCUUCGUUCUUUCCUUACAGUCUUUCGUUCUUUCGUUUCUUUUCUUCCUUCUUUCCUUACUGUCCUUCGUUCUUUCCUUUCUUUUCGUCGUUUUUUCCUUUCUUUUCUUCGUUCUUUCCUUACUUUCCUUCAUUCUUUCCUUUCUUUUCUUCAUUCUUCCCUUCUUUUCUUCAUUCUUUCAUUUCUUUUCUUCGUUCUUUCCUUUCUUUUCUUCGUUCUUUCCUUUCUUUUCUUCAUUCUUCCCUUCUUUUCUUCAUUCUUUCAUUUCUUUUCUUCGUUCUUUCCUUUCUUUUCUUCGUUCUUUUUUUACUUUCCUUACUUUUUUCCUUUCUUUCAUUCGUUCUUUCUUUUCUUAUAUUCUUCUUUCCUUACUGUCCUUCGUUCUUUCCUUUCUUUUCCUCGUUCUUUCCUUAAUUUCCUUCCUUCUGUCCUUUCUUUCAUUCGUUCUUUCCUAUCUUUUCUUCGUUCUUUCCUUACUUUCAUUCGUUCUUCCUUUCUUUUCUUCGUUAUUUCCUUUCUUUUCUUCUUUCUUUCUUUUCUUCGUUCUUUCCUUUCUUUCCAUAAUUCUUUCCUUACUUUCCUACGUUCUUUCCUUUCUUUUCUUCAUUAUUUCUUUUCUUUCCUUCGUUCUUGCCAUACUUUUCUUCGUUGUUUCCUUUCUUUUCUUUGUUCUUUCCUUUCUUUUCUUCGUUCUUUUUUUACUUUCCUGACUUUUUUCCUUUCUUACUUUCCUUCGUUCUUUCUUUUCUUUUCUUCAUUCUUUCCUUUCUUUUCUUCGUUCUUUCCUUUCUUUUCUUCGUUCUUUUUUUUACUUUCCUUACUUUUAACCUUUCUAUCCUUCGUUUUUUCCUUUCUUUUCUUCGUUCUUUCCUUACUGUCCUUCGUUGUUUCCUUUCUUUUCUUCGUUCUUUCCUUUCUUUCAUUCGUUCUUUCCUUUCUUUCCUUCUUUCUUUCCUUUCUUUUCUUCGAACUUUCCUUUCUUUCCUUAGUUCUUUCCUUUCUUUUCGUUGUUCUUUCCUUGUUUUUUGUCGUUCUUUCCUUUCUUUUCUUCGUUCUUUCCUUUCUUUCCUUACUUUCAUUUCGUUUGACGUUCGCCGUUCUCACUUUACUCGUUUUUUCGUUCGUUUCUGCCUUCUUCCUACUUUUUUUUGUUCGUUUGUCAAUUCUUCCAAUCCGUCCGACCAUCCUUCCUUUCUUCCUUCCUUCCUGCUUUGUUCAUUCCUUUAUUUUUUCCUUCUCUCCUUUUGUCCUUCCUUCCUUCGUUCCCGCCUCGUUCAUCCCUUUGUACUUUCAUUCUUUCCUGUUGAUUUUUUCAUCUGAAAUCUUUGAGUUCUUUGCGUGCAUAUUCUUUGCAAAGUCAGGGUCAAUAGAAUUAGCUAAAUAUCACAAGAUUAAUUUGACCCUCCUCGCUCGCCAAUCCGUUAGAGACAUUGCCGUUCACAAUGAUUCGUGCCGAUGA